AUGUCAGACCUAAUAAAAAAAUUGGCCUUUGAAUUUGUUACAACAAUACCUCAAAUUAAUGUACAUAGGCACAGGUAUUCCUACACGUUCCCGUUUCGAUUGAAAUCUUGUGCAAAGUCGAAGGCUUUUAGGGAAGGGCAACAGAUACAUGGCCACGUUUUGAAACUUGGGUAUGAUGUAGAUCUUUACGUACACGCUUCUCUGAGCUCGUUGUAUGCCCAAACCGGGAGAUUGGAAGAUGCACAUAAGGUGUUCGAUAUAAAUUCUCACCGAAAUGUGGUUUCCUACACAGCUUUGAUCAUGGGUUAUGCGUCUAGAGGAUAUAUGGGAAGUGCUCGAAAGUUUUUUGAUGAUAUUCCAGUCAAAGACGUAGUUUCAUGGAAUGCAAUGAUUUCAGGAUAUGCCGAAAACAGUAACUAUAAAGUAGCAUUAGCAUUGUUUAAAGAGAUGAUGAUGAUGAAAAAUGUUAGACCAGACGAGAGUACAAUGGUCACUGUAGUUUCUGCUUGUGCUCAGUCUGGUAGUAUUGAUUUGGGUCAUCAUGUACAUUCUCUGAUUGAUGAGUACGGGUUUGGUUCAAAUCUCAAGAUUGUUAAUGCUCUCAUCGAUUUGUACAUGACGAUAUCACGGAAGGCACUCAGAUCCACGGACAAGAAAGGGCAACAGAUACAUGGCCACGUUUUGAAACUGGGGUAUGAUGUAGAUCUUUACAUACACGCUUCUCUGAGCUCGUUGUAUGCCCAAACCGGGAGAUUGGAAGAUGCACAUAAGGUGUUUGAUAUAAAUUCUCACCGAAAUGUGGUUUCCUACACAACUUUGAUAAUGGGUUAUGCGUCUAGAGGAUAUAUGGGAAGUGCUCGAAAGUUUUUUGAUGAUAUUCCAGUCAAAGACGUAGUUUCAUGGAAUGCAAUGAUUUCAGGAUAUGCAGAAAACAGUAACUAUAAAGUAGCAUUAGCAUUGCUUAAAGAGAUGAUGAUGAUGAAGAAUGUUAGACCAGACGAGAGUACAAUGGUCACCGUAGUUUCUGCUUGUGCUCAGUCUGGUAGUAUUGAUUUGGGUCGUCAUUUACAUUCUCUGAUUGAUGAGUACGGGUUUGGUUCAAAUCUCAAGAUUGUUAAUGCUCUCAUCGAUUUGUACUCAAAAUAUGGUGAAUUGGAGACAUCGUGUGGUUUGUUCGAGGGAUUGGCGUACAAGGAUGUGAUUUCUUGGAAUACCUUGAUCGGUGGUUACACUCAUAUGGAUCUUUAUAAAGAAGCAUUGUCGUUGGAAUUACACUCAUAUGAACCUGAUACUUAUGAAGUUUUAAAGAAGCAUUGUUCCUGA
Arabis nemorensis is the source of this 1323-nucleotide messenger RNA. Lineage: Eukaryota; Viridiplantae; Streptophyta; Magnoliopsida; Brassicales; Brassicaceae. The record is from the annotation of a GenBank genome assembly.